UUAGUUUUUAAGAUGGCGACGUAAACGAAUGUAUCAUCAUUAUUCAUCAGGCAGGAAAUUGAACAUUGAUAGAUUGGCUGGCGAUUUUGUUCUUUUAAAACACUAGUGUUUACUCAAGUCCACACAAAAUAAGGUUGUCAUGGACACUCAGAGAUCUCCACACACAAAAGUAUUUAUUCAGCGUGAUUUUUCUGAGGGUAUACCUGUUAAAUUUCAAACUAGAUAUCCUCCAGAGUUAGAAGGAAGGGUUGACAGAAGCACUUAUGAAACGACCAUAAAUACAAUUAAUGAAAUGUUUGCUGAAGCUGAAAGUCUAGGAUCUCGGACAUAUUGUGAAAGCUGCUUUGCUUGCUUGACAGGGUACAUUGCUCUUAUGUGCAUGGACACUUACUAUGAAAAAACACUUAAAAAAGUUCGGCGAUAUCUGGAGGAACAAAAUCAGACAAUAUACACUUCUCGAGGUGUUACACUCAUAGACCCAGCAGAACGAGGCUUGCGAAUACUUGAAAUCGACAUUUCAAGUAUAGACACACCACAGCGAUGAUCGGUGUCAAAAUUGUACUCAAGAGCUGGAAAUUGUGUAAUCUUUCAUGCUAUGCUUGUCAAAAAGUUGUGAUGCUGAUCAGUAAGACAAAUACAGUAUAAAAAGAAUAUUAUAAUGAUAAAAUGACGUCAAUUCUGAUUCAAAUAGUUAACAUAAGUUUGGCCAUUUUCAGUGUAUUUCGCAAGCAGUAUACUGUCUUCUGUAAUCAUUUUAUUUUAAAAUAAAUCUUUGCAGAUAUAUUUACUUAAAUGUUUUUUUUUUGCAUUUUCCAAGCACCAGAUAACUAUUUUUUCCAAUGUUGACAUUUUUUUUUAUAAAUAUGUUAAUAUCAUUUAAUAGUUAAUUAUUUGUGUGAUUUGAAUUUUAUAUGGCACAAAUGUGACAAGAACUUAAAAUGGUAAACAGUGUAAAAAUUUAUAGUUUUCAAGAAAAAUGCGAUCAAAUAAUAUCAAUAUGGACUGUAUUUUUCUUCAGUGCCAUAACAAAUUGUAUUGGUUCUAAGAUCAUUUUAGAAUAUACUCAAUUCUUAUGUGUUUUAAUACAAAAGAUGACUGGGUG
Physella acuta is the source of this 1102-nucleotide messenger RNA. Its product is annotated as golgin subfamily A member 7. Gene Ontology annotation, cellular component: palmitoyltransferase complex. NCBI's taxonomy places the organism in Eukaryota, Metazoa, Mollusca, Gastropoda, Physidae. The record is from RefSeq and is a predicted model, not a curated record. Gene Ontology annotation, biological process: peptidyl-L-cysteine S-palmitoylation; protein targeting to membrane.